AGUGUUUCGGACCUGCUUGUAUUACAAAUUACUGUUGUAUCUGCGAUGCAGUUGUAACUGGACGUCCUGUGUUUUUAUGCUCAAUCUGGCCGCCUUACCGGAGGCCCCGAGCCGACGGGGAGCAGUUGGCGUCCUGGAGGCCUAGGGAGUGGAGCCCGACACUGGGCUGCCGGGGCGGGACAUGGAGGCCGGCCGAUGACCAGCGCCUUCCUGGCUUCAGACUGGUUGGACUGGACUCCCACGCUGUCGUUGCCCUGAUGAACUAUUCAGGAAGAAGAUGUUACCAAGUACUUCGGUGAAUUCCCCAGUGCAGGGGAACGGAGUGUUGAGUUCCAGGGAUGCAGCCAGACACACAGCCGGAGCAAAACGCUACAAAUACCUGAGGAGGCUAUUCCGUUUCCGGCAGAUGGACUUUGAGUUUGCUGCCUGGCAGAUGCUCUACCUAUUCACUUCCCCACAGAGAGUUUAUAGAAACUUUCACUAUAGGAAGCAGACGAAAGAUCAGUGGGCCAGGGAUGACCCGGCUUUCUUGGUCCUGUUAAGUAUCUGGCUCUGUGUGUCCACGAUAGGAUUUGGCUUUGUACUGGACAUGGGGUUUUUUGAGACGAUAAAGCUGCUCCUUUGGGUAGUAUUCAUAGACUGUGUAGGCGUCGGUCUUCUCAUAUCAACCUUAAUGUGGUUUAUCUCCAAUAAGUAUUUAGUGAAACGGCAGAGCAGAGACUAUGAUGUGGAGUGGGGCUAUGCCUUCGAUGUGCAUCUGAAUGCUUUUUAUCCUCUCCUGGUCAUUCUGCAUUUUAUACAGCUUUUUUUCAUCAACCAUGUCAUCCUAACAGACACAUUUAUUGGAUAUUUAGUUGGAAAUACCUUAUGGUUGGUUGCUGUUGGCUACUAUAUCUAUGUAACUUUCUUAGGAUACAGUGCACUGCCAUUUUUGAAAAACACGGUGACUCUUCUCUACCCGUUCGCACCGCUCAUCCUGCUCUACGGACUGUCUCUAGCACUGGGCUGGAACUUCACCCACGCACUGUGCUCCUUCUACAAGUACAGAGUGAAGUGAGCCGGGGGCCCCGGCGUCUGAGCAGCAGCAAAGUGUUGGUGAGGUGGUGAUGUCUCAUGAAACCUGUAAAUAAACUAUCACUGUAGAUAUCUUAAAGGUAUGAAGUUUGCAAAUUUGAAGAAGUGUAAAUGUUAAUACUUAGUACAUUCCUUAAAACUAAUUAAAUGUACAUUUCUACAAUAAAUAUUUUUUAAACUAAA
Molecule: messenger RNA, 1257 nt
Organism: Cervus elaphus (red deer)
Lineage: Eukaryota; Metazoa; Chordata; Mammalia; Artiodactyla; Cervidae
Gene: UNC50
Product: unc-50 inner nuclear membrane RNA binding protein
Exons: 6
Coding region: 278-1057 (259 amino acids)
Cellular component (GO): Golgi membrane
Source: RefSeq, a predicted model, not a curated record